GAUAGAUUUACUACCGAGCACCAAGACUACCAACUAACACAGACACAAUCUUUCCAAAGAAUUUGGAAAUUUCAACCAAUGAGUAAUGAGUAUAUAUGAAUUGGCUAGGAAAUUUCAAAAUUGGAAAGUUCUAGCACCCCCCUUUUAUGACUUGUAGAAGUUAUCCCACCUAAAGUCUAAAGUCUAAAGUCUAGUCUCCCUCCUUUUGCGUGUCUGUGUGUGUCACUGUGUGUGCAUAUAGUUAUAUACAACAGUAACGAUCUCUACGUAAUUUCAUACUUGUAUGAUCAAAAGAAUCAAACUUCUGUAGCAUAUAUAGUUGUUGAAUAUUGAAGUUUGCUGUCGAUAACUUGGAUUUUGGGGACGAAGAUGUCGACUCUGAGUGUUACUGCAACACCGGGUUCUCCUCGUGAUGAUGUUGUUAAACUUUACAAGGCCUUCAAAGGGUUUGGGUGCGAUACAUCAGCCGUGAUCAAUAUCCUUGCUCAUCGUGAUGCUUCACAGCGCGCACUUAUCCGACAGGAGUAUGAACCUUUGUACUCUGAGGACCUUCUCCAUCGGUUGGCAAAGGAGCUCAGUGGUAAACUAGAGACUGCUGUUUUACUCUGGAUGGAUGAUCCAGCAACGCGUGAUGCUGUUGUUGUGAGGGAGUGUUUGCUUGCAGAUGAUCUAAGAGGUACAACUGAAGUGCUAUGUUCUCGUACACCCUCCCAGAUACAGACCUUAAAGCAGAUCUACCAUUCAAAGUUUGGAAUCCAUCUGUUACAUGAUCUAGAAUAUAAUUCUUCCACAGAUCACCAGAAGCUUUUGGUAGCAUUAGUAGGCGCACAGCGUUAUGAAGGUUUUGAAGUUGAUAAAAACCUUGCUGAUAAUGAUGCAAAGGCACUCUAUAAAGCUGGUGAGAAGAAACUGGGAACUAAUGAGGAUAUGUUCAUUAAAAUUUUUAGUCAGAGAAGCAGGGCACAAUUAGCUGCUAUAGAUUCAGCUUACCAUAGCAUGUAUGGACACUCUCUUGAAAAGGCGAUAAAGAAAGAAACAUCAGGGAACUUUGCAUAUGCUCUUUUGACACUUCUAAGAUGUGCAGAUAACCCAGCAAAAUACUUUGCUAAGGUAUUAAGAAAAGCAAUGAAGGGUUUGGGAACGGAUGACACAACACUGAUCAGGGUAAUUGUGACAAGGGUGGAGAUUGAUAUGCAGUACAUCAAAGCCGAAUAUGAGAAGAAGUAUAAGAAGUCAUUGGUUGAUGCAGUUCACUCGGAAACUUCUGGAGAUUACAGAAAGUUUCUUCUUGCUCUUCUGGGUCCAAAGCAUUGAGGAUUUGUGUCAGAAUUUCAAGCUUAAUGAGUAACAAUAAGCAACCCUAGUUGCCUCAGUUUUGGUAUUCAGUUUCAAUUCUGCACUAUUCACAAGGUCGAUAGACAUUUGGUAUUCGAUCAGCUGCUACCUUCGCGGAUGUUCUUUAAUUUGUAGUUUCCGUUUGUAUUAAAUGUUGUUUGGAUUUUGCUUUUUAAGGAUCAACUUUAUUCAAUACAAUGUAUAUCGGUAUAUGGAUUAAAGUACAAGAAAUAUCAAGUGUAUUGUUACUUUGUUAGAUUCAUAUCAACAAGUACUUCUAAAUAUUGUAGUACUUUUUUAAAUGUUUGUCGAUAUAUGAACGAAAUUGAUUGGUCAUUUACUCA
Messenger RNA from Spinacia oleracea (spinach), 1679 nucleotides. RefSeq names its product annexin D5. Gene Ontology annotation, cellular component: plasma membrane; cytoplasm. The transcript has 6 exons. Bases 370 to 1314 code for a protein of 314 amino acids. Gene Ontology annotation, molecular function: phosphatidylserine binding; calcium-dependent phospholipid binding; calcium ion binding. Gene Ontology annotation, biological process: response to salt stress; response to heat; response to cold. Lineage: Eukaryota; Viridiplantae; Streptophyta; Magnoliopsida; Caryophyllales; Amaranthaceae. The record is from RefSeq and is a predicted model, not a curated record.